AACUCCUAGAAGUUCCCAACUGGAGGUUUCCAUUAGCAGUUGGUCCUGGGCUGGCCUGCCAUGACUUCUCCCUGAGUCGGGGUCCCUCUCAGGAUGGCAGCCCAGGCUCGGACCCCACGGUCAAGGUCACGAAUCUUGGGCUGCUCCUCUGUGUUCCGCUUUCUCCGAAACCUGGUGGGGAGCAAGAGUGUUUCUAACAAGUCCCUGACCAGGAGCCGCCGGCCCAGCCCCACCCAGGAGCAGGAUGGUGUCCCCCCAAGGGUGGGCCGCAAGGGAGGCCGUGGGAGGAGGGAGCCACAGCUAAAGGCCGCGGUCCCCAAGGUCCUCUCUGCGGCCCCCUCAAACCUGCCGCCGCAUGACGCCUUCGGGCUGGGCACCGGGGACAUGGGAUCCCAGACUCUCACCUCCAAGGACGCCCUGAAGCUGAGGGCCCAGGGUGUAGAGGCGUCAUCAGUCCCGGCCAGAGAAACCACGGAGGCUCUGGGCCACCUGUCUGAGAAGAAAGGAAAGGAGGAAGAGCCAGCAGGGGCGGCCUCAGGGGCCUCAGACAGGGAACACUUCGCCCAGGCCCUGGAGGCGGAACACGGGUCCCUGCAGUGGGUCCCAGGACCACUGGCACUCACGCCUGCGGCCUGCGUCAAAGAGGAAGAGGAGGGGCACUGCCUAGUUGAGAUUGGAGACCUCCGGGUGGCCUCUUGCAAGGCAGAGUCCACGCCGUGGAACUAUCUCCUCGGCUUGUACAAGCACCUGCAAAAGUCGGCCAUGACCAAGGUUCAGACACCAGGUGUACCUCAGUUUCCCCUCAAGGAUGGCUUGCCCCAGGAGGAGAAAGGGGAGAGGGAAGAAGCAGAGGAGGACAGCCACCUCAAGUUGUGUGCCCCACAUGUCGCCACCUUCCAGUGUCCGCUGCAGAAGACUUUUAGGUCCACAGACACAGUGGGCUUCGUGGAGUCGGAGCUGAAGAAGAUUCUGGCAGUGAGAAGAGAGUCUCGCCUCUGGAAGGUGGGCAGCCCGGAAGGCCGGGAGUUACUGACCCAGCCGGACAUCACGCUGGAGGAGGCGGGCAUGGUGGACGGCCAGCACCUGCUCCUGGAGGAGAUGGACGAGAUGGGGAACUGGCCUCCUCCAGAGUGAGGCCUCCGGCAGGAGCCCACUGUACCCACACCCCUGGGGCCCCAGUCCAACAUGUGCCUCUUCUUGGGACACAUCCAAGGAGUCCCUGGGCUUUGGGAUGAGUAGCAUCCUAUGUGUGUGUGGUGGGCCUGCCCAGCAAUGUCCCUGCACAUCAGAUUCCGAUAGAUGAUGUUAUUAAUAAAAACUUAAUUUAACAUUA
Mesocricetus auratus (golden hamster) is the source of this 1333-nucleotide messenger RNA. RefSeq names its product gametogenetin-binding protein 1. Lineage: Eukaryota; Metazoa; Chordata; Mammalia; Rodentia; Cricetidae. The record is from RefSeq and is a predicted model, not a curated record. The transcript has 6 exons. The coding region runs from base 94 to 1134 and encodes 346 amino acids.